AUGGCAACUCAAGGUCAAGUCAUUACAUGCAAAGCUGCGGUGGCCUGGGAACCCAACAAACCCUUAACAAUCGAAGACGUCGAGGUUGCUCCGCCGCAAGCCAAUGAAGUCCGAAUCCAAAUCCUCUUUACCGCUCUCUGCCACACCGAUGCAUAUACUUUGGGCGGCAAAGAUCCAGAAGGUCUUUUCCCCUGCAUUCUCGGCCACGAAGCUGCAGGGAUUGUUGAAAGUGUUGGAGAAGGUGUGACUGAUGUUAAGCCUGGGGAUCAUGUGAUUCCGUGUUACCAGGCUGAGUGUGGAGAAUGUAAGUUUUGCAAAUCGGGCAAGACGAACCUCUGUGGCAAGGUUCGUGCUGCUACUGGUGUUGGGGUUAUGAUGUCGGAUCGGAAGUCUCGAUUUUCUGUUAAGGGAAAACCGAUUUAUCAUUUUAUGGGAACUUCUACUUUUAGUCAAUACACUGUUGUUCAUGAUGUUAGUGUUGCUAAGAUUCAUCCUGAUGCUCCUUUGGACAAAGUUUGUCUUCUUGGAUGCGGUGUUCCAACUGGCCUUGGAGCUGUCUGGAACACUGCAAAAGUUGAGUCAGGGUCAAUUGUUGCAAUUUUCGGCCUUGGAACUGUUGGGCUUGCUGUUGCAGAGGGUGCAAAAAGUGCUGGUGCGUCACGGAUUAUUGGCAUAGAUAUUGAUAGCAACAAGUAUGAUACAGCUAAAAACUUUGGUGUCACCGAGUUUAUUAAUCCAAAAGACCAUGAGAAACCAAUUCAGCAGGUUAUCUGUGAUCUAACAGAUGGAGGAGUUGAUUAUAGCUUUGAGUGCAUUGGAAAUGUCUCUGUGAUGAGAUCUGCUUUGGAAUGCUGCCACAAGGGCUGGGGAACAUCAGUUAUUGUGGGCGUUGCAGCAUCAGGGCAGGAAAUAUCAACUCGCCCUUUCCAGUUGGUGACCGGUCGCGUGUGGAAAGGAACAGCUUUUGGUGGCUUUAAGAGUAGGUCACAAGUGCCUUGGCUUGUAGAGAAGUACUUGAAGAAGGAAAUCAAGGUUGAUGAGUACAUUACUCAUAAUUUGACUUUUACGGAGAUCAACAAGGCUUUUGAUCUUUUGCAUGAAGGGCAAUGUCUUCGAUGUGUGCUUGCAGUGCAAGAAUGA
Messenger RNA from Lathyrus sativus (Indian pea), 1140 nucleotides. The record is from the annotation of a GenBank genome assembly. Lineage: Eukaryota; Viridiplantae; Streptophyta; Magnoliopsida; Fabales; Fabaceae.